AUGGACUCAUAUGAUUUGUUUGGUGAAGAUGGAGGGAGUUCGAUGCUUGAUGGAUUAACUGACUUUGGUGGAGAUAAUUUAGAUCCCAGUGCUCCUCGCGAUGGUACUGGAAAUUAUGUUGGACAACCACCUCCUUCUCAACAACAACAGCAACAGCAACAACAACAAGCGCAGUAUGGGCAAACAAUACCCCAAGAAUCUCCGCUUCAAAAGUUGGCAUCUUUUGGUGGAGAUUUUGGUCACGUGGAUAAUCAGCAGCAGCAGCAGCAACAACAACAGCAACAGCAAAACAUGUAUCAUCAAACGCAUCCUGGAUACAAUCCUAGUUCAACUAGACCUUUGGCGCCCAACACGGGGCCCUCAUAUCAACCACAUAUUCGAUCUCAUCGACCGCCUGGUCAAUUUUCGCCCUAUCCAACUAUUCCAGAAAAUAUGUAUUCUAUGGAAAGGCAACCUAGCAAUUUACAGGGUUGGAAUGGGGCUUCGGGUUAUCCUGGCAAUAUGAGGCAUUACGGAGGUCAAGUAAACCAACCUCAAUCAGCUUAUCGCCAACAUUUAGGUUAUUCACAGCAGCAGCAGCAACAGCAGCAACAACAACAACAACAACAACAAACACAGUCUGAUAAAAUGCCACAGCAAUACGCUUCAGGACAAAUGAUGGGUUAUCAACAAUAUCCGCCUGGUUCUCAUUAUUCUGGAUCUUAUGAUAGCUAUGGCAGAUUGACACAUCAUAAUCCAUAUCAACAAAGUGCUCCUCAGUCUCCUCAGUAUUCUCAGACAGCUCAACAAAAUCAAUAUCCGUCAAACGCUCCGUAUGGGCACAUGCAAGCAUCACAAAUUAUGAAUUAUCAUCAGCAAAAUCAACAUUCAGGACAUCCGACUCGACCUGGAGUAGAAGUAUCCGGUUAUUCACAAAAAGGAAUGCCACCUUCACUAGGGGCAGGAAGUCCUCAGUAUCGUGCGCCAUUUCCUCAAUUAUCACCUCAAAUUUCUCCUAGACCGCAAAUGUCUCCUCGUCCUCAACCCGCCUCAGCUCAACAGAUGUCUCCUCGACCAGUAAUGUCUCCUGCGAAAUCUUCAACUCUUUCCCCCCAUCCUUUAACCCCUAAGUCAACGUCUUCCCCGGCACCCAAUUUUGGACCUCAAAGUACAUUGCAGCAACUUGAGCAAAUGGUUCCUCCCUAUCAAUCUAGAAAUCAAGCUCAAACUAAUCCUCAGUCUCCAGCAAUAGGUAAUAGAGUACCCCUUUCUCCUCAAUCAUGGUCUCAGCAAAAUAAUUCUGUAGAAAAUCCAAUGCAAAAUACCCCUGACGGAAUGAGUUCCUUUCAUUCAAUGUCAGCUACUGAAGAAGCCAUUUCUACUUCUACAUUAGAUAAUUCAAUAGGAAGUGAGAAAAGUAAGAGUACCAUUAAUAUGGAACCACAUAGUAGUAAUGUAAUAGACAAUAAUUGUUCUUCACCUAGUGAAUCAACUGGGCCGAGUUCGUCUUUAGAUUCCAAAACAUCGGAUGCAAAGUCGAAGCAAUCUCAUUCAAGUCCUUUGCAUCCUCAAGGGCAGUUACCGAACUCAAGCCCAUUAAAUCAGCCACAUAACAGUCCUCAUCAAUCUACCCAAGUUUCACAAGGAUUAAGUCCUCGUCCUUCUCACGCCAGUUCGCAUCCAUCUCAUACGAGCCCUCAUCCUACUCCUUCUCAUCCUAGUCCUCAUCCAUCUCUUUCCAGUCCUCAUUUGUCUCCUGGGCAACCACUUCAAAGUCCACAUCCAACUACAUCUACCCAAUCGGCCCCAUCGACUCAAGUCAGUUCUCAACAAAUGAAAGAACAAGACAGUAAAAUUGAUAAUUCUUCUCAUCAACUUCUUAGUCCUACUCAGCACGUUAUAUCGGGCUCUCAUCAUUCAGCGCAUCAGUCUAGUACUGGGACCCAUCAAAUAAAUUUAACUGGAUCUACGAUGGCUUUAAAUACUUCUGAUCAAUCAAACGCACAAUUAUUAGGAACUCAAAAUCAGGGAAUGAGUGGAAUGUUGGGAAACAUGGCACCUCACCAAAACCUUUCAAGUCAUAAUUUACAGGGCAUUGGAGGUCAUAUGUCGUCGCACGUGCAAUUAGGAUCUCACGUUGGACAGCAUCAUCCUCAGCAACAUAUAGCACCUAAUCAGAGUCAUAUGUCUCAUUUAAUGGGACCUACUCAAAACCAAACUCAGAUGAUGCCUGGAAAUCAGCAUCAACAGCAACCACCGCAGCAAUCAUCUCAGCAACAUCUGAGUGGACACGGAAUGUCUCACGUGGGACAAUCCAACCGUUUUACCGAAUUUACAAAUUCUCAGUAUCAGUCUAGUAAAAUGGAUGAUAUGCUAUCCGUUGAUAGCAGACAAUAUGGCUCUCAAAUAGACACUACUUCUAUGGAUCACUCUUCCAGCAGGGCUGGUAGGUUAUUAAAUAUGAAUGAUCAAAUGCUUGGAAUGAAUAACCAACAGAGCAUGGAUCCUACAACAAUGAGAAUAAUGGCUAAUCGUCAACAGACAAAAAUGUAUAGUUCUUCAUCCAAUCCCUUGAUGAGUGGGGACACAAUGAUGAAUAUGAAUAUGGGAGGAUCUGAAAUGUUUAGUCAUCAGCAGGAGAUGGCGGCUCUUCAACAACAAUUACAAGAGCUUUAUUGUAUGCCUCCCGCCCCAAUGCAUCAAGAAAAAAUGACACAAUUGGAAGAAAGAUUAAGAACUUUACAGCAGCACGAAGCUGCCACACAAUGCCAAGGAGGGCCAUUGUGUGUUCUUCCUGGGCCUAUGUUUGGUGCUUCAUUAAUUCAAGGAUCCCCCCAGGUAACAAGCACAACAGGGCGAGGCCGUGGUCGUGGAAGAGGACCCGCAAAGCCUAGAAAAACUAAAAAACAAAAACUUGCUGAACAGCAACAGCAACAAUUAUUAGAGCAACAACAUUUGUUAUUACAUCAACAGCAGUAUAGACAAAUGAGUUAUCAAUCUAAAGGAAUGCCACUCGAGAUGAAUCCAAUGAUGGGAACUAUGGGUGGUUUACCGAACAUGCCGUUGAUUAAUAAUAUGGGUGCUAAUUUGCUAGCAAAUAAUCCAAAUAUGGCAAUGAACUCAUUGCAACCUAAUCCUAAUAUUUCAAAUCCACCUGAUUUGACAUCUGGUUCCGUCAUGCCAAUAAAUAGCAAUAUGACUUCUGGUAUUAAUCCCAAUCAGAGUAUGGCAACAGGACCACCGAAUUUGUCAAUAAAUCCUAAUAUAGUACCGAAUUCAAACAUGACAAUGAAUCCAAAUAUAAAUUCAAAUUUAAAUUCAAAUUUAAAUAUACCAACCAAUAAUUCCAAUGUACCUUCUAAUUCUAAUAUGUUGCUUAACAGUAAUAUGUCAUCAGGAAUGAAUCCUCCAUCCAAUACAAAUUUAGUUUCUAAUUCAAAUAUAUCAUCUAACUCCGUAGGGUUAAAUUCUGCUAAUUUAUCUUCCAAUAUGAAUUUGCCGGCGCCAAACGUAAAUAUGCCGAAUUCUUCAAUGUCGUCAUUAAGUGAUGUUGCUUCUCAUUCGUUAAGUUUAGGGCAGACCGUUAAUUCAAAUCAGAUUAAUUCAACUUCUAAUACGAAUGUAAAUACCAUGCAAAAUCAAAAUUUAAUCGCCAAUAGCAGUCAAAAUAUGCCUUCAAAUAAUCAUAAUAUGGUGACACCUCAUCCGCCUCCUACGGCAUUACCUCAUCAACUAAUUCCUCCUUCUCAUCAGUGCUCUCAACAAUCACUACCGCAAAUACCUUCACAAACUUCGCCUCCGUCACUUCCGCUACCUCAGUCAACUCAAGCGUCUUCAAUUAUACCAUUGCAGCAACAAUCACAGCCACCACAACAGCAACAUCAGUCACAACCACAAACCCAGGAAAAGCAGCAACCUUCCCAGGAACAGCAGCAACAGCAAUCAUUACCUCCGCCCCCUCCGCCUCCGCCUCCACCCCAACAACAACAACAACAAAUGCAGCAUCCAGCGCCGUCACAAGUAUCUUGCACAUUACCUCCUUCGCAAGUAACUACUCAAACUCCUGAAUCCGAUUCUGUUUCUUCUCCUCAGCAAUCUUCCACGGUUUCAAAUUUGAGCCCAGAAUCUCCUCAAAACCAAACCACAGCGCCUGUUGAGACAACGAUGCCUGAACCUGCAUCAAAAGGAGAAAUUUCUCCAAAUAAUAGUCCUCCUACAAGUUCGUUGUGGGAGUCGAACCCCAAUAAUAAUCAUUCUCUAUCUGAAGUAAAUACGACUUGUGAUGUCGACAGCAGUACAAAUCCUGAGCAAGAAUCUCAUUCUAUUAAUUCAUAUGAUUUUCAAAGUGAUUUUUGCAGUUCUUACGAAAAAAACUCUUACUCAAGAGAUGUGGCAGACAACGAAGUAGACCCUUAUCUAAUGACUGACGAAGCUUUAGGUGGUGAAAUAGUUCCGAGAAAAAUUAGAAAACAAAGAAAACCUAGAGGGUCCAAAACAGUAAAAGAACCAAAAUUACCAAAAGAACCUAAAAUAAGAAAACCAAGGACUCCAAAGUCGAAUAAAUCCGAUACGGAGGGUAAUGAGGAAGAAAAAGUGAAAACUCCGAGAAAGCGUAAAGAAUCUAAAUCACCUAAAGAGCAGAAGAAUAAUAAGCGAGGACCUAAAAAAAGAAAGUUGAGCGACGUCGGAACCGAAGAAUGGGAAGCUUUGGAAGCUGAAGAAAAACGUUUUUUUUCACUGGAAGAAAUGACGACUGCUAAGAAGCCUGAUAGCGACGAUAAUGAAAAAUUAGAAGAAAUCUCAGACAAUAAGACUGUAAAUUCUAUAAGUGAAGAUAAUAAUAAAGAAACUAGUAUUAAUAAUACUGAAACGAUUACUGAAACGAUUACUGAAUCGAUUACUGAAUCGACUACUGAAACGAAUAUUGAAACGAAUACUGAAGUCAAUGCAGAAUUAACUUUAGAAAACACUCCUGCGGUGACCAAUGAUGCCGUUCCAGAAACAAGUAACGAAUUGAAUUCGGAUUCAACGCCAAAAAAAAGAGGCCGAAAAAAAGACAACGGGAAACCUGUUUUUUCUCGAUCUAAAAAUGGAUCUUUUAGUAGCAAUAAAAGAGGAAGAGGUGGCCCGGGUAGAAAAAAAAAGAGUUUGGUUGAUGAAUCGGAUGAAGACGGGCUAACGACAACGCCUCCUCCUUCGCCUAAAAAAUUAUUGAUUUUAACAGUACAACUUACAUGCUUACAGAAACGACGAUCUGCUCGUAAUACCCAAAGAAAAAAAUACUGUGACGACAUAAUGCUCGCCAUAUCUGAUGAAGAUUCUCCCAAAAGUCCAACGCCAGACGGAAUACAGGGAAAAGGAGGAGCCAAAUCCGGACCUUCGGAUCCAACAGUAAAACCCAAUUUCGUUUACGUUAAUACAACGGAUGAAGAUUCAAUGGUUGUACAACACAUUCUUGCGGUACGUCGUGCAAAAAGAGAAGUUAAACCUAAUAAUGCUCAGCCAACUGCGAGUACUGAGGAAAUCGAUAAAGAGGAAACAAUCGAGACUAAGACUGAAAAUGUGGAAGCAUCAACCGAAAUAGAUAGUAAAGAAAACUUGAAAGAAGAAAAUCCGGAAAACAAUGAAAACGAUUCUAGUGAAAAAGAUGGAAAAGAUGAUAAUGAUGAAGGUGCAAAGGAUGAUAAUAAAGAAGAUGCAAAAGAUGAUACUAAUGAAGAUGCAAAAGAUGAUAAUAAUGAAGAUGUAAAAGAUGAUGAUGAUAAUAAUAAAGAUGCAAAAGAUGAUGAUGAUAAUAAUAAAGAUGCAAAAGAUGAUGAUGAUAAUAAUAAAGAUGAAAAUACUAAAGACGUUCAAGUUGAUUCUACGACCGAGAAAGAAAUAACAGAAGAUCAAAAUGAUUCAAAAAAUGAAAUGGUAGAGGUUGAAGAGUAUUUAGUGAAAUACCGUAAUUUUUCUUACCUUCAUUGCGAAUGGAAAACUGAAGAAGAACUUAGAAGAGGAGACAGGAGGAUUUUCUCUAAAAUAAAAAGAUUUCAGCAAAAAAUGGCAAAUAACGUGAACAUUUUUGAAAACUUGGAAGAUGAACCGUUCAAUCCCGAUUUUAUUGAGAUCGACCGAGUAUUGGACGUUGCAGAACAUGUCGAUCCAGGUACAAACGUAACAGUGAAACAUUAUUUAGUAAAAUGGCGUUCGAUGCAGUACGAUGAUUCAACUUGGGAAUUAGAAGCUGAUGUUGAUCCGUUGGCAAUUAAACAGUUUGAAAAGUUUCGAAAAAUUCCGCCAAAAGAAAAGUGUAAAGCAAAAAAAAGGCCGCAACCUGAUCAGUGGAGAAAAUUGGAAAAAUCGCCCGUGUUUAAAAAUAAUAAUACUUUACGUUUAUAUCAAUUGGAAGGAUUGAACUGGCUUUUAUUUUCUUGGCACAAUGGCCGGAAUUGCAUACUUGCCGAUGAGAUGGGUUUGGGAAAAACAAUUCAAUCUCUUGCUUUUGUAAAUUCGGUAUACAAUUACGGUAUUCGAGGUCCCUUCCUUGUCAUAGCUCCUUUAUCUACAAUUCCUAAUUGGCAAAGAGAAUUUGAAGCUUGGACGGAUUUAAACGUAGUCGUUUAUCAUGGAUCGGCGGCGAGUUUACAAAUGAUUCAAGAAUAUGAAUUUUAUUUCAAAAAUGAUAAGGGCAAUCUCAUGAAAGAUUUACAUAAAUUUAAUGUAUUGAUAACAACUUUUGAACUCAUAAUAACUCACUCUCAAGAGUUGAAAAGUUUCAAUUGGCGAUUAUGCGUUAUUGAUGAAGCUCACCGACUCAAAAAUCGUAAUUGUAAAUUGUUAGAAGGAUUACGAUUAUUAAACAUGGAACACAGGGUAUUAUUGUCAGGAACGCCGCUACAAAACAAUGUUAAUGAAUUGUUUUCACUCCUCAAUUUCCUCGAGCCUGCACAAUUUUCCAGUAGCGAUGCCUUCCUUCAAGAGUUCGGUGCUCUUAAAACGGAAUCGGAAGUUAACAAAUUGCAGGCCAUUUUAAAACCGAUGAUGUUAAGGAGAAUGAAAGAAGACGUUGAAAAAUCAUUGGCACCCAAAGAAGAAACGGUUGUGGAAGUAGAAUUGACAAAUAUUCAAAAAAAGUAUUACAGAGGUAUAUUAGAAAGAAAUUUUUCAUUUUUAUCUAAAGGGACUACUUCUUCAAAUAUACCCAACCUUAUGAAUACAAUGAUGGAGCUUCGUAAAUGUUGUAUUCAUCCGUAUUUGUUGAAUGGAGCGGAGGAACAAAUACAAAUAGACUACAGAAAUGUUAACGGAGACGAUCCAGAUGCGUAUUUUAAAGCUUUAAUUCAUUCGUCCGGUAAAAUGGUUUUAGUAGAUAAAUUGUUACCCAAGCUAAAAUCUAAUGGACAUCGUGUUCUAAUAUUCAGUCAAAUGGUAAAAUGCUUAGACAUAUUAGAGGACUAUUUAAUAUAUAGAAAAUACUCAUUUGAAAGAAUCGACGGGAGGAUUCGCGGUGAUUUGCGGCAAGCUGCAAUUGAUAGAUUUUGCCGACCGGAUUCUGAUAGAUUUGUAUUUUUAUUGUGUACAAAAGCGGGGGGACUCGGUAUUAAUUUAACUGCCGCUGACACGGUUAUCAUUUACGAUAGUGAUUGGAAUCCUCAAAAUGAUUUGCAAGCGCAAGCUCGUUGUCAUAGAAUCGGCCAACAAAAAAUGGUUAAAGUUUACCGUUUAAUUUGUAGAAAUACCUACGAACGCGAAAUGUUUGAUAAAGCUUCAUUGAAAUUGGGCUUAGACAAAGCUGUACUGCAGUCUAUGAAUACUUCUCAAGGUGGAAAAGAUAAUGUUCAGAAACAAUUGUCUAAAAAAGAAAUCGAAGAUCUUUUGAAAAGGGGAGCCUACGGGGCUAUCAUGGAUGAAGAUUCUGCGGGGGAUAAAUUUUGUGAAGAAGAUAUAGAUCAAAUUUUAGAAAGAAGAACGCAAGUCAUUACUCUUGAGUCAGAAAAAGGAUCGACAUUUUCCAAGGCGAGUUUUGCUUCGUCCGGUAUCAGAUCAGAUAUAAAUAUAGACGAUCCUGAUUUUUGGAAAAAAUGGGCAAAAAAAGCAGACAUAGACACGACGGAAAAAGACGAGAACGAACAGCUUUUAGUGUCGGAGCCUAGAAGGCGGACACAAAUCAAAAGAUACGGACAAGAUGAAGCUGCUUUGGAUAUGUCAGAUUUAGGAGAAAGUUCUGGUCCAUCGGUUGAAAGUGACGAUGACACUUCCUUAGGCGUGGGCAGAGGGAGAGGAAGAAAAAGCAAAUUUAGAAAACGUAGAAGACAUCAAAGUUUUCAUCCUUCAAUGUUGGGCGAAGAAUACGGUAUUAAAGAUGGAGACAUUUUAUACGGCACAUGGUCUCGGAGCGAGUGUUUUAAAGUUGAAAAAGGUCUUCUUACAUUCGGUUGGGAUCGAUGGCCGGAAAUUAUGUAUAAUACGCAGUUUCGAAAAGGGUGGACCGUUCAAAAUGUGGAAGAUUGUGCUAGAGUUAUUCUGGUAUACUGUCUUCGCUACUACAGGGGAGAUGAAAAAAUAAGAAAUUUCAUCUGGGAUCUAAUAACUCCUUGUGAAAACGGAUCAACGAAAAUAGUUAAAAAUCAUCACGGUCUAAGUGCACCCGUUCCUAGAGGUCGAAAUUUGACCCGAAGUAAAACCAAAAAUAAAGAUCGUAAAGGUUCUAGCGAAGGUGAACAUUGGAGUAAUUGUGAUAAAUAUGAUGGUGAAAUUAUAUUAGAAAGCAAUUAUAAAAAGCAUCUCAGUCGACACGCAAACAAGGUUUUAUUAAGAGUUCGACUGCUGUAUUACAUUAAACAUGAAAUUAUAGGAGACUUGGUUUAUCAAAUAAAUGAAGGAGUUCAUGCCAGUGCCUUGCCCAUAAAUCCUCCGAUCUGUGACCAGGCGCCGACUGUAUGGUGGGACUCGGAAGCUGACAAAUCUCUACUAGUGGGAACAUUUAAACACGGCUACGAAUGCUACUCAUUAAUGAGAAAUGAUCCUUUGUUGUGCUUUUUGGCCAGAGUAGGCCCCGAUCAUCCGAGCGAAGAUAAAAUCACGACUUUGGAUGAAGAUGUAGACAAGGAUACUGAGGAAGACACGAUGGAAGGAGAUAAUUCUAACGUCAUUGGAUGUUCACUGACGCUAAACGAAGACAAUUCCAACACGGGUGGAGAAAAUUUAAAUUUUACGGAUAAGCCCAAUACUCCGGAUACAACCGUAGAAUCAAUUCCGGAAUCAACUUCCGUAUCCGUAUCUACAGGAACUGAUGAUAUUAAAGUAGAAGGAAAAUUAGAUUGGCCUUCGAUAGGAGAUUUAAACACUCGACUUAGAAGAAUAAUCACUGCAUAUCAGAAAAAUUUCAGGAAGGAAGAAAUUAAACAACUUCAAAAAGCUAGGAAAAUUGAACGUCGCGAAAAAAUUGAGCAGAUUGUGAGAGAACGAGAAAAAAUUAGGCUUGAAAUAAGUCAAAAAAAAUGGUCGAGACGUGAAGAAGUAGACUUUUUCAGGACCGUCGCCGUUUUCGGCGUUGAAUAUGACAAAAAUAGAAAGCAAUACGAUUGGACAAAGUUUAGAAGUCUUUCAAGAUUGGAUAAAAAGACUGAUGAAUCAAUGACUGAAUAUUAUAAUGCAUUUUACACAAUGCUUAAGCGAUCUUGUGGACUUAAAAUAAUUGAAGACGAAGAUUGUCAAGAUCUACUGAUCGAACCUUUAAAUGAAGAAAAAGCAAAAAAGACAUUAGAAGUUAUUGAAAUGCUAAGUAAGAUAAGGGAGGAAAUAUUACCUCAUCCACGAUUAGAUCAACGACUUAAGCUGUGUAAAACAUCAGCUGACGUUCCUGAUUGGUGGGUACCCGGAAAACACGACAAAGACCUUUUAAAAGGUGUGGCUAGACACGGAAUUGCAAGAACAGAUUUUUAUUUGUUAAAUGAUCCAGAAUUAUGUUUUAAAGACGUAAUUAAAAUGAGCCUUGUUGAUGACCCUGCAACUUUUCUAAGGGAAAAAUUUGCAGAGAGUUUUAAAGUUGAAUGUCAACAAAAUAAAGUUGAUGUAGACGAAAAAGUAUUAGAAAAAAAAUUAAAUAAAUGCAAGUUAGAAAUUGCACCUGGUAAAUCAAAGGAGGAUUCCGCGAAAAAUGAUGAAUUGAAAGAUAAUGCGGAAAUUAAAAUCAAAGAUGAAAGUGAUGUAAUUUCUGAUUCAAAAAUUGUUAUAAAUAAAGAAGAAAAAUGUGAUGAUGUUGUGGAAAAAGAGAAACCUAAAAUGGAAAAUACCGAUGAAGAAAUCAAUACUAAUAAUGUAAAUGAAGAGACUGCUAUUAAUUCAGAAGCCAUUACUAAGCCAGAUGAGAAAGAAAUAGUUGAAAAAAUUGAAAAUACUGAAAAUGAAAAUAUUUCUAAAGGCAAAGACGAAAAUGAAGAAAGUGAAAAAACUGAUAAUGCGGAUAAUAAAGAAAACAGCGAAAAAGAUGAGAGUAAAGAUGAAAACAACUCUUCUAAAGAAAAUACUUUGAAAGAAAAUGAUGAUACGGUUAAAGACAAAAAUGAGGAGAAAGAAUGUGAGAAAGACAAGGAUAAUGACGAAGUACAACAUAAAAUUAAUAAUGAUUGUGAUAAAAGCGUCGAAGUGAAUAUUGACGAGGAUGUAGUAGUUGAAUCUGAAAAAGUUGGUAGUAGUGAUUGUGAUGCUGCGGAUAAAACGAAUCCAGACAAAAAUCCCACGAAAACUGAUGAUUCUAAAAAAGACAUUGAAAAAAUUGAGCCUACCGAAAAUCAAAAUGAAAAUUCAAAUGAAACAACCGAACAUCAAAUAACUAAACCGAAAUCGAGUGAAAAAUCGACGAAUACGGAAGAAAAAAUGGAUGAUGAUUUGAAAACAGACGAUAUUAUUAUUGAAGAAGAAAAAAUUAAACCGGAAAUUGAAAUUAAAAAGGAAAUAAUUAUUACUUCUAAAGAUUCUGAUUUGACGUCGCAAUUAUUGAAAUUUCAAAAAGCAUGCAAUUUGAGAAAACCUUUCAAAGAUGAAAAUUUAAAGUUAGGGUUAUCGGAAUUAGAAAUUCUUCAGCCGUGGGCCAGGCUAAACGAACUGGAUCAGUUUCUCUGGCGGGAACGUUCCAGUCCAGCUCCGUCGGAACCUUCUCUUGCCCAAUUAAUAGCACAUAGUUACCAAAAUCCUAUAAAAUGGCCCCGAGAUCAUGCUAUUAUUGUUCGUUUACAACACAUAAUUCACGCUGUCGAAUAUAAAGAAUGGCCCGUAUCUUCUAAUUUCAGCGCUUACACCGUUGGAACUCAUUCAAAUUUAACAUUAGAUAUAGAUAUUACACCUAGAAAUACACCCGAGGGAAGUGUGAAAAGAGAUUCUUCUACUCCAAUGUCUGUGCCAGAUGGUUCUGAAAUAAUUACCAUCACAACAGACCAUGCUCCGAAGCAUCAUGUGAAAAAGAAAAAACAUCAUAUUGCAAUAGAUGUGGAAACGGAGCGAGCAAAGCUUCAUGCAUUAUUAAAUUGUGCCGCUUUAGGACAAUCUCAACAUCAAAAUUUAAAAUCCAUGCCUUUGUGGGAAGCGACGGAUGAAAGUUUGUCAGAAGAUUCUAGAAGAUCUACACCCGUCAGUUUACAACCUCCUCCGGCUCAUCAACAAACUUCACGAACAUUCACGGGUGUCUCUACAAACCUAUCCAUGCCAUUCGAUCUUUCUAGAUUUCACACGACCACGAAAGGUUCCAGUAAUUCUGGAAAUACGAAUGCUCCAAUGGACUUAUCGUCGAAUUUAUCUAAAUGCGAACAGUUUAAAAUUAAAGAAUCUGACAUUCAGGAUUUAUCCAUUGCUCAAGAUUUGUCAUCUAAAACGAAGCACUCUGUUGUUUCACAAAAAAGCAAACUAGAAAAUACUCUUGAUAAACUUUUGAAGCGUAAAAACUGCCCUCCCGAAGAGCCAAUAAUGGAUAAGGAAAAGAAGAGAAGGAAAUUGGAUGCUAUUGUUCUUGGAUUAUCAGCAGCCAAGGAACAACAAAGUUCUUCAUUUUUCAGCGACUUGAAAAAAACUACAUGUAUAUCUCCAAACGUAACAGUGACUCCGGCAAAUACCCAAACUUCGUCGGCAAACAUCUCAUCGUCUAAACCCUUCACGAUCACAGUUACCUCUAUUCCGGCAUCAAGUGCUAACAACGAAUCAGAUAAGAAGAAAGAAAAUUUUUCUUUUGGAGGUCAAACCGAAAAAGAACACGGAAGAUCAUUUUUAAAGCAACAACAGCAGCUCCUUCAACAGCAGCAAAAUUUACAGCAACAGUCAUCCGGGUCAUCACAGUCUAGAAAGACUUACGAAGCUAUGGUUGCCGAUCUUAGCAAGGUAGCCGAAUUCUCAAAAAUGGGGUCAUAUCCUCAUGAUUCAAAGGCAACUGGAUCCAAAGCACCUUCUUUGAAGAAACUAGCUCAGUGGUUAAUGGAAAACCCUAUGUAUGAUGUGCAUUCAAAAUGGGCCGAACUUGUUAAAGAAAGAGGAAAUCUACCGCAUGAAGUCCAAAAACGGUUUUCAAAUUCAGACAGAAAAAGCAAAGGUUCUAGUCGUUCGCAGGUUCUUAACAGUCCUCCAGAGUCUUCUACAUCAUCGACUGCUACUGCUAUGAGUCAAGCCAAUUUGGCAACUUCGAUGGCUUCCACUCUAUCUUUCCCUUCUUUGGCAUCCGCCGGUUUAGGUAAUUUAUCAACAACCGGGUUAGCUCCUGGACUCCUUUCAGGUUUGACACUUGGUAAUUUCGAUUCCAAAAAUCCUUUAUUUGAUGUAAAAAAUAAUCCUUUGUUUGAUCCUAAAAAUAAUCCCUUUUUGGAUCCCAAAAAUCAUCCUCUUUUCGAUACCAAAAAUCUAUCGUUUUUAGAUCCGAAAAAUAACGCUCUUUUCGAUCCGAAAAAUCAUCCAUUUUUUGAUCCGAAAAAUAAUUCUUUCUUCGACGCCAAAAACAAUCCCUUAUUUGAUCCUAAGAAUCCCUUAUUACUUCCUUUCGGAGGACUGCCCAACAUGGGAGCGCUGGGUGGAAUGGGCCAUUUAAGUAGCUCCAUGAACUUUUUUGCAAAUCUGGCAAGCAUGGGUUUGCCUACCUUAUCAGGGCUUGAAACAAAUGCUUCAGGAGCAAACGCAGUGUUGCCAACAGACCAAGCCAGUCCGGGAAGCUCUUCGAACAAAGGCAAGUCGAGAAAAGCGGCCGCGGAUUCAGAGAGACAUUCCUCUUCGAAAACAUCGCCAGUAUCAUCAUCCUCAACAUCUUCCACUACGUCAUUGCCUAAUAAUGUGGCUGGUGGACUACCAUUUUAUUUCCCAAAUCCGAGCAUGUUGUAUUCGCCUCUUGGUUUGGGUGGUUUAAAUCCUUUCUCGUUGCCGCCUGCGGCACUAUCCUCCGCUUAUGACAAUUUAGCACAACAAUGUGGUUUGCUAAAUGGAGGUUUGACCGCCGCCGCUUCUACGUCAGGCACGACCACAACUCGAGGAAGUUCAAGUAGCCGAUCUCAAGGUUCUGGAAAUUCCAAGCAAAGUACAUCUACAUCUUCAAGUCCUAGUUCAAGCCACCGGCAUCAUAGAUCUGGCAGAGAUUCAAUGGACAGACAUAAUUUACAACAUCUACUACUUCCUCAUGAUGCGCAUCUUUUAGAAUCAUUAGGAAGAACAGGUGAAACGAAUAUAAGAAAUUCCGAAAGAAGAAACAAGGAGAGUACGGAUAGGAAAGAAUUAUCCGACAGAUCAGAAAAGCGGUCCAAAGACAAUGACUCAUUAAGUAAAAGUUUUUUGGCGGAUUUCCCUGCGUCUUCUAGUAAAACGGAAGAGAGGCAAUCGAGGCGUUCCAGCAAAGUGGAUCACGAUAAAAAAGAGUCAAUUUCUACGCAAAGCUUACUCAUGAGCUCAUUAUCCGAACUUGAUGACAGAAUGUUAAAAAGACUGCGAGAACCGGAUAUGAAAGAAGCACUGGAAGUUUUAAGUCGUUCUCACGCCGAAUUUUUCACAAAAUCUAUGCCAGAAGCUUCCAUCAAGUCCGGAGAAGCCAAGGAUUUUUCUCACGUAAAUAUGGCUGAUUUAAUUUCGAGAACAAUAGAAGAACACAACGUGAAAAGACCUAAAGAAAGUUUAAUGAAAGAAGUGUUGGCUCUUUCCGGGACAAGCAUGACAGAGGUGAAGGCUAUGGGUGAUGCCGAUGGUAAAAAGUAUUCUUCUUUACUGUUUUCUGAUGUACCUGAUAGCGGAGAAAAAAUUUCGGAAUCCGCAAACGAAAUCGUCGUGAAGAGAAGAAAAGACAAAAGCAGCAAGAGGGUUGCCGCCGCGGUAAAAAUGUCCGAGGAGUCCGUUCAAAUGAAGGAUGCCGUUUCCGAGAAAAGUACAUUAUCGGAACAAGAGGUAAAAGUUUCGUCAAAGGAUAACGUAAAAUUAAUUAACGAUGAAGAACGCGGUAUGUCAGAGUCGGAUCACAAAAUGAUGACGAAAAACGUGGAUAAUUUAGGAAAUCGAUCGUCGGUGGAUUAUUCGGAAAAAAGCGACGAGUCAAUUGAUCAAGAAUUAGGUUCGGCGUCGUCGGAGCCGACGACUUCGGAUUCCGCGGAAACGUCGUCGAAAAAUUUAGGUCGGGGUCGUCGCGGAAGGAGUUUGAAAAAAUCAAAAUCGACAAAAUCGGAUCCAGACGAACACCAGGUCGUCCAGCCCAUAGUCGAAAGAAAGAAUUUGAGGAGCAGCGCCGGGCGAGCAGCUCGGGCUGCAGCCGAACGUGCGGCUCUCAAAGACUCUUCGGUAACGAGAGGGGGAGCGGUGCAACAAAGUGAAAAAAGUGAAAGUGAAGACGAGCAAAAGUUGAACGAUAAUCGCGAGGAUUAA
Molecule: messenger RNA, 14835 nt
Organism: Pediculus humanus corporis (human body louse)
Lineage: Eukaryota; Metazoa; Arthropoda; Insecta; Psocodea; Pediculidae
Exons: 15
Coding region: 1-14835 (4944 amino acids)
Molecular function (GO): ATP binding; protein binding; ATP-dependent chromatin remodeler activity
Source: RefSeq, a predicted model, not a curated record